This is a messenger RNA of Necator americanus (New World hookworm), 633 nucleotides long. RefSeq lists its product as uncharacterized. Lineage: Eukaryota; Metazoa; Nematoda; Chromadorea; Rhabditida; Ancylostomatidae. The transcript has 6 exons. The coding region runs from base 1 to 633 and encodes 210 amino acids. The record is from RefSeq and is a predicted model, not a curated record.
AUGGCAAGGAAGGCAGGAGGUUUGGCAGCAAUUAUGGCCGGGCAACCGAUAGUGCGACAACGACGAUCUGUCGCUAGCGUAAUAAAAACGGUACUAUUAGGUGAUAUUAUGGGAACAAGGACCGAAAAAGAUCUUGGUACAAUCGCGGUGCUACGUUCUUCCGGACUUCACAUUGGUCUUGUGAUUGCAUGCAUGGUCUACAUCUAUAUGGGUGCAAUAAUCUUCAUGUAUCUCGAACAUCCCCAUGAGGCUGAGAUCCGCGACAAGACGUCUUCACGAUUUCAUGAACUGCAACAACGGUUUCUGAAGGAUGUGGAAGAGAUAAGAGAAUCAGAGGAUAUUGAUGAAAGUCGAUUCAAUUCCACUAUUGAUCUCCUUCUAAACAACUACCUUCAAGAUCUCUUCAAAUUCUUCGAUAAUCCGAUACAGCUGAAGACCGAUACAUCCACGUGUUUCGUCGAACUCAGUCAGCAUCCGCUCCGCUUGGCUGAUGCUAUAUGUUAUCAGAACAAUGUCACCAGCAAAGCGAAUGGUGUAGCUGCCGACCGUCAACCUUCACUCCCAUAUCCUCAUUCCAGCUUUCGCAUUGCCUUCUCGAGAGUGGCUGUGGAUAUUUUGAGUGAGAUUGUAUAA